CGGAUUCGGGCGAGGCGAUUUCCGCCAAGCAGAAAAGUUGGGAGAAGCUUGGACCGACGACUAUAGGUAGCAUCGACCAUGGAUAGGAAGCUUGCUGUCAGAUUCAACGAAUGUGGACAGGUUUGGGCCAUUCCUCAGUUUUCCAAAGCAGUCUCUAUCCGCUCCCUCGUCAAAGUUCCACUGGGCGCGGAGGCGAGGAGCAGAUCGACGGUAGUGAAUGAGGCAGGAAGCUGGCGACCGGAGGAUUUAAUCGUCUCUGCAACAGUGCUCGCGCAUGCGAUUCAUUGUUUCGAAUCUGUGGAACUGCGGUGGUAGCGGUGGUGGGAGCGAGAUUUGGGAGGAAGUGGAGGCAAUCGUCAGUGGCUCCCAAGUACAGAUUUAGUUUGGCUUCCUAAAGAACUGCUUCUACGAACAAACCGAGCAAUGGUGCAGCCAGUCUCUGCUGAAGCUGAUAACAAUAAUUUCGAGGCACGCGGCCUUUCUUCCUCUCACAAUCUGAUUGAGAAUUCAAAGGAUAUUCACAAGGUGGGACUCCCACAGAGGAGGAAGCUCGUCAGUGAGUUUGCAGACACAUUCAAAGAGACAUUCUUCGCGGAUGAUCCUCUGCGCCCUUACAAGGAUCAACCCAGAGCAAGGAAGCUGGUGUUGAGCCUUCAGUUCUUGUUUCCAAUCCUCGAAUGGGGAAGAAACUACAACCUUUCUAAGUUGAAAGGUGACCUUAUUGCCGGCUUAACGAUAGCUAGUCUUUGCAUCCCUCAGGACAUUGGAUACGCUAAGCUAGCCAACAUGGAUCCAAAAUAUGGGCUCUACUCUAGUUUUGUUCCGCCACUAAUAUACGCGGCAAUGGGUAGCUCAAGGGACAUUGCUAUUGGACCAGUGGCGGUCGUCUCUCUCUUGAUCGGAACUCUUGUAAGGAAGGAAAUAGAUCCUACAACUAACAAGGAAGAAUAUCAGCGGCUUGUAUUUACAGCAACCUUCUUUGCUGGUGUCACUCAGGCAGCACUUGGUUUCCUGAGAUUAGGGUUUCUUGUUGAAUUCCUAUCGCAUGCUGCCAUUGUUGGAUUUAUGGCUGGAGCUGCAAUCACAAUUUCACUUCAGCAGCUGAAAGGAUUUCUUGGAAUUAAAAACUUUACUAAGAAUACAGAUAUCGUUUCAGUGAUGAAGUCGGUUUGGGGUUCUGUUCACCAUGGGUGGAACUGGCAGACGAUAAUGAUCGGGACGGUCUUUUUGGCAUUUCUGUUAUCGGCUAAGUACAUUGGAAAGAAAAAUAAGAAAUUUUUCUGGGUACCUGCAAUUGCACCGUUGAUAUCGGUGGUCCUGUCCACUUUUUUCGUAUAUAUAACCAGGGCCGAUGAGCACGGUGUACAGAUUGUGAGACAUAUAGAUAAAGGACUCAACCCAUCCUCGAUCAACCGGAUUCACUUCCACGGUCAUUAUGCUGCAAAAGGAUUCAGAAUUGGUGCGAUAGCUGCACUGAUAGCUUUGACGGAAGCAAUCGCAAUUGGAAGAACAUUUGCCGCCAUGAAAGACUAUCAAUUGGACGGGAACAAGGAAAUGGUUGCACUUGGAACCAUGAACAUAGUUGGUUCAAUGACUUCUUGCUAUGUCGCGACCGGUUCAUUUUCGCGAUCUGCUGUCAAUUUCAUGGCUGGCUGUCAGACAGCGGUGUCGAAUAUCGUUAUGUCACUGAUCGUCAUGCUUACCUUGCUAGUAAUCACGCCCCUCUUCAAAUACACCCCAAACGCGAUACUUUCUGCCAUCAUUAUUUCUGCCGUGAUCAGUCUCAUUGAUAUUGAAGCUGCAACUCUCAUUUGGAAGGUCGAUAAGUUAGAUUUCAUCGCGUGCAUGGGAGCUUUCCUCGGUGUAAUUUUUGUAUCCGUAGAAAUUGGCCUUCUAAUCGCUGUCGGCAUAUCAAUUGCGAAGAUCCUCCUGCAAGUAACAAGGCCUCGAACUGCUUUACUUGGGCAUAUUCCUCGAACAACGAUAUAUAGAAAUGUCGAACAAUACCCGGAAGCAACCAAAGUCCCAGGAGCUUUGAUAGUGCGAAUCGACUCUGCUGUCUAUUUCACAAACUCGAACUAUGUCAAAGAGAGGAUUCUUAGAUGGUUGAGGGACGAAGAAGAGCAGCUAAAUGCUAAAAUUCUCCCAAAAAUAACUUUCUUGAUAGUCGAAAUGUCCCCUGUUAUAGACAUUGACACGAGCGGAAUCCAUGCCUUCGAAGAACUGUAUAGGACCCUCCAAAAGCAUGAAGUCCAGGUUAGUCGUGUUAUAGUUCCACUUCUCCAAUCUACCAACACCAAAACUAAUGUCUACAUCUUUCUUUCUCGAGCUUGUUCUUGCAAAUCCCGGCCCUGUGGUGAUUCAGAAACUCCACACGGCCAAGUUCACAGAGCUCAUUGGCGAGGACAAGAUAUUCCUCUCGGUCAGCGAAGCCGUGAUGGCUUGUGCUCCAAAAUCAUUUGAAGUUGUAUAGAGUUCGAGCUUGGAGUGUAACGAAGCACACAAAGGCAGAUUUCACUUUCAAGCUCAUUCUUCUAUAAACUAUGAUUGGUGAAACGCUCCCUCUCAAAACAAAAGGUGGUGAUAUUUGUUAUGGUAGUCUCAUAACAAAAUGGAUUCCUCUAUGAAUGUGAAAUAUUUACAAACAGAUUGUAAUGUCAUAAAGAGGAGCCAUAGGUUAGUUGAGGCAAAGUUACAAUAAGUGGUGUUUUGGAUGGCUUUGAUGUUUUAAAGUGGAAAGUUAACAUCGAUUCCCAAUAUCAUUAAUGCAUUGAAUCUUUGACACUGUUA
Molecule: messenger RNA, 2790 nt
Organism: Zingiber officinale
Lineage: Eukaryota; Viridiplantae; Streptophyta; Magnoliopsida; Zingiberales; Zingiberaceae
Product: sulfate transporter 1.3-like
Exons: 13
Coding region: 424-2463 (679 amino acids)
Biological process (GO): transmembrane transport
Cellular component (GO): membrane
Molecular function (GO): secondary active sulfate transmembrane transporter activity
Source: RefSeq, a predicted model, not a curated record